Messenger RNA from Mytilus trossulus (common blue mussel), 991 nucleotides. RefSeq names its product zinc finger MYM-type protein 2-like. The record is from RefSeq and is a predicted model, not a curated record. The coding region runs from base 47 to 787 and encodes 246 amino acids. Lineage: Eukaryota; Metazoa; Mollusca; Bivalvia; Mytilida; Mytilidae. The transcript is spliced from 2 exons.
GAAACGCGACGAGAAUAUAGGUUGUAUUGCACCUGAUAUUGAAGAAAUGAUAAAAGAUGAACUGUGUUAUUCGUUAUCUAGAUUCAUAUGCGAAGUUAUAAAAGAAAAUGGUGAAGAUUAUCCGGGUCAAACAUUGUACGAGAUUUUGAUUAACAUUCAAAUGUAUUUUGAACAAAAAGUAAAAUGUUAUAAGUUCCUGAACGAGGAUGCCUUUUUACAAGUGAAAAACACCUUGGAGUUCACCAUGAAACAGAGGGCAGCAGCAGGACUAGGCAUUAACAGGAAGGAAGCGGAAACUAUUCUAGUUGAGGAGGAAGAACUGUUGUGGCAGAGAGAUAUCUUAGGUGACAGCAAUCCAGCAAGGCUAGUGGACACCAUAGUAUAUUUAAUUGGUUUACACUUCGCUCUUCGGGCUGGAAAAGAGCACAGAAAUUUGAGAAUGAAGAACUCCCAAAUUACUAUAUUGGAAAGAAAUGGAGAGACCUGCCUAAAAUAUUCGGAAGAUAUUUCUAAGAGUAAUCAAGGUGGAUUAAAAACAAGAAGAAUUAAACAGAAACAAGUCUACGCCUACGAAGAUACAGCCAACCCAGAUAGAUGUAUAGUUCGACUAUACAAGAAGUACAUAGAGCAUUGCCCAGAACAGACAAAAACUAAUGUGUUUUAUCUGAGGCCUUUAUCUAAGCCAAAGGAAAACAUUUGGUAUACAGCCCAACCAAUUGGUUUAAAUACCCUAGCUGCAACCGUAGGACAAAUGUGCACAGAAGCAGGACUUCAGGGAUUUAGGUGAAACCAUUCAUUGCGUGCAACAGCUGCAACCCGUUUAUAUGAAUGUGGCGUUGAUGAGCAAAUAAUAUCAGAGGUAACUGGACACAGGAGUGAUGCUGUGAGGGAGUAUAAAAGAACCAGCGAGACCAUGCGACGAGACGCAUGCGGAAUUAUUCGCGGAGAUGUGCCUAAAUAACAAGAAGUGUCGAAAAAAAUCUGUAUUGGA